Molecule: messenger RNA, 1940 nt
Organism: Hipposideros armiger (great roundleaf bat)
Lineage: Eukaryota; Metazoa; Chordata; Mammalia; Chiroptera; Hipposideridae
Product: L-threonine 3-dehydrogenase, mitochondrial-like
Exons: 10
Coding region: 1-1566 (521 amino acids)
Biological process (GO): L-threonine catabolic process
Molecular function (GO): L-threonine 3-dehydrogenase activity
Source: RefSeq, a predicted model, not a curated record
AUGUCCAGUGCGGAGCAGCCAAACGCGGCUUCGGGCGGGUUCUCUGGGACUCCACAGGGGCCGGUUUCCGUUCCGGGGAAUGUCCUUGCAGAGCUGCCCUCACCUCGACGGUGCCCACGCGAAGAUGGGCAGGCUGGCGCCGCCGCUGCUGCAGGGGACGCGGCGCGCGGGACUCUGUCGCGCCCCUCUCAGACCCUGGAUUCUCCACGGGCCCCACCCCCAGGUGAACUGGCUCGGACGCCUGAGCGUCCCUGGCCGAAGAAGGGGAUUGGUGCACCGGGGGGCGGGUUUGGGCGCCGAGAGGAUAAAGGCGCUGCGCCCCAGGGGCCGGAUGAGGCUUCUGCUCGCGGUGCUUGGAUUUCGGGCCACGUGCUGCUCCAGCUCCAGCGCCGCAGCGCAGCAUCUCUGGGCGGCUGCGUCGGAAGGGUACUUGCAGAGAAAGUGCCAGUGGUCAUUAGGAUGCUGCGGCAAGCUGUGUGCCAGGUGCUGCAGGGCACUGCCUGCUGCUGUCGGACGGCUGCCCUGCCGGGCCGGGUCCUGGGCCCCUCCUCUUGGCCAGUUCCGGCAGAUGCCAACUUCCACUCUGCCUCUUUCUCUGAAACAGACCAGCCACGCAUCCUAAUUACAGGGGGCCUUGGCCAGCUGGGCGUGGGGCUUGCUAACACCCUGAGGAAACGAUUUGGGAAGGACAAUGUGAUUUUGUCUGACAUACGGAAACCCUCUGAUCACAUCUUCCGUAGUGGCCCAUUUAUUUAUUCCGACAUCCUGGAUUACAAGAAUCUUAGAGAGACGGUGGUAAACCACCGCAUCACCUGGUUGUUUCAUUAUAGCGCUCUGCUCAGUGCAGUUGGAGAAGCAAACGUAUCCUUGGCAAGAGCCGUAAAUAUCACAGGAUUGCAUAAUAUUCUGGACGUGGCCACAGAACACAACUUGCGAUUGUUCGUGCCCAGCACGAUCGGAGCUUUUGGACCCACGUCUCCCCGGAACCCAACCCCUGAUCUCUGCACCCAGAGACCCAGGACGAUCUAUGGGGUGUCCAAAGUCCACGCGGAGCUCAUCGGAGAAUAUUAUUAUUACCGGUAUGGGUUAGAUUUUCGAUGCUUGAGAUAUCCUGGCAUCAUUUCAGCUGACUCCCAACCUGGAGGCGGAACAACUGACUACGCAGUCCAGAUUUUCCAUGAUGCUGUAAAGCACGGCAAAUUCGAGUGCAACCUGAAACCCAGCACGAGGCUCCCGAUGAUGUACAUUGAUGACUGUCUCAGGGCCACCCUGGAAGUCAUGGAGGCCCCGGCAGAGUCCCUGUCCAUGAGGACCUACAAUGUCAACGCCAUGAGCUUCUCCCCUGAGGAACUGGCCCAGGAGGUCCUGAAGCACGUACCGGAAUUCCAGAUCACCUACAACGUGGAUUCUGUUCGACAGGCCAUAGCCGACAGUUGGCCAAUGAACUUUGAUGACAGCAAUGCUCGGAAGGACUGGGGAUGGAAACAUGAUUUCGAUCUUCCAGAGUUGGUGACGACCAUGUUGAACUUCCAUGGGUUCGAUACCAGAGUUGCUCAAGCUAACUGAAAGCCUCAACAGGAAGAGCUCGUGCAUCCUGGACAGCUGUCAAGAGGAGACAGUAGUGACCCUAAGGUUAUAGACCCCUAAGAACCUAGAUUAUUGGAGUCGGAGGCCUCAUUGGACUAAAUUUUGGCAGCUCACAUUGAACUGCCAGAUGGAGACUUGUGUUGGCUUUAGCAUUUUCACAGUGCUGUCGGUUAGGUGGUAGGACUUCUAAAGCUUUGCUGUCUGUCUAAACUUGUCCAAACACACAGAAUGUGUCACAGAAUGAAGACUGAAGUCAUAACAGUUUCUAUUUCCUUAAUUAAAAUGAAGUGACCAUUUCUGGAAAGGUGGAAGUAUGUGAUGUUUUUGUUUAAUUAAAUUUAAUUUAAAUACCA